This is a messenger RNA of Closterium sp. NIES-65, 513 nucleotides long. The record is from the annotation of a GenBank genome assembly. Lineage: Eukaryota; Viridiplantae; Streptophyta; Zygnematophyceae; Desmidiales; Closteriaceae.
AUGCUGCUGCACGGGUGUUCUCCUUCCCCCCUGCUGCCCUCUGUCGCCUCUGCUGCUGCGGCCGACCUCGCUGGUUUUGAGUCGGUCGGUGCCGCGUUUGCCCCCAGCGGUAGGCGCCGCUCUGGCAGGGGCAAGGGGGGCAAGGUAGCGGGUGGAGCUAGCGGGGGCAGUGGCGGAGGAGGUGGGGGCGGCGGGGGGAGUGGGGGUGGCGGUGGAGGUGGUGGCGGGAGUGGAGCUACUGGUGGCGGCGAUGGAGGCGGAGGUGGCGGCGGAGGUGGUAGCGGAGGAGGCGGUGGGAGCGGUGGGGGCGAGGGUGCUGGUGGGGGCGGUGGCGGUGGAGGCGGGGGUGGCGGUGGGGGCGGGGGCCGGAUCCUACCGUGUCCGGCGGCCCCCUAUGGCACCCUGUCUGGUCUCUACCUCCCCUCGUUCUCUACGAACCUGCGUGCUGCCCCUCACUCCUCCCAGUUUCCUCCGACAGAGGCCCCGUUGCAGACGCUUCACAUGGACGUGUAG